AUGUCUGUGUCCACAGAGUUCUUGGUCAUUGGCCCCUCAGAACCCAUUGUGGCAGUGCUGGGUGGGGACAUCACACUGCCCUGUCGUGUGUCCCCGGCCAUGAAUGUGGAGAACAUGGAGCUCCGGUGGUUCCGCUCCAAGUUCUCUGAAGCUGUGUUCAUCUAUAAAAAUGGCUGGAAGCAGGAGGACGAGCUGAUGGCCCAGUAUGCAGGACGGACCUCUCUGGAGAGGGAGCUUCUCACCCAGGGGGAGGCUGCCGUGCGCAUCCACAAAGUUCAGGCUGCCGAUGACGGGCUCUAUUCCUGUUUCUUCAGAAAGGGAGACUUCUAUGAAGAGGCCAAUUUGGAGCUGAAGGUGGUAGGUGUGGGCUCUGCCCCUCAAGUGCGCAUCACAGGGCCUGAGGAGGAUGGGGUUCAAGUGGUGUGCACAGCCUCAGGGUGGUUCCCGAAGCCCCAGGUGCAGUGGAGAGACCUCAGUGGAGAGAAGUUCCUGGUGUUCUCCGAGGCCCAUGCCCAAGAUGCUAAAGGGCUGUUCAGUGUGGAGGCCGCUCUGGUGGUGAAAGACCGUUCUGUGGGCAAUGUGACCUGCUCUAUGCUCAAUCCCGUCCUGGGACAGGAGAAGGCGAUGGCCAUUUUCAUCCCAGAGCCCUUUUUUCCCCAGUCCUCUCCAUGGAAACCAGCUUUCCUAGUGAGCCUGACCGUGCUGGGACUCCUACUCCUCGGUGCUGGGUAUUACACCCAUAGAGAGCAUUCCGCAAAGCUGCAGGAGCUGCAAGAACAGAAGACUCUGUGCCAGGCUAAGGAGCAGGACAGGCAGGCAAAGGAGGAGAUGCUGAAGGCCAGAGAUAAACUCCAAGCAGAACUUGAUUGGAGGAAGACAGUUUACCUGGCUGCCUGGAGGAAGGCCCAGCUGUAUGCAGACUGGCGGCAGGAGAAGUUCCAGGCCUGGUCUGUCACUCUGAAUCCAGCCUCUGCCAGUCCCAGCCUUACCAUCUCUCCUGAGAAGACGAGAGUGACCUUGAAGGACACCAGUGAGGACUCAAACAGCACCUGCAGCGUGUUGGGCCUUGAGGGCAUCACAUCAGGGCGCUGUCACUGGGAGGUGGAGGUCACAGGUGGAGACAAAAAUGAAUGGGCUCUGGGGGUCUGCAGGGAAGAUGUGGAAAGGGAAGGCUGGUACAGGGAGUCCCCAGAGACAGGGUUCUGGGUUGUGGGGAAGUUUGAUUCUGAAUAUUAUGCAUGCACUUUAAGUCAGACUUUGUUAUCUGUUAGGCAGCUUCCCCACAGGGUGGGUGUUUUCUUGGACUACGAUGAAGGGGACAUUUCCUUCUAUAACAUGACCGAUGGUUCCCACAUUUUCUCCUUCCCUCCAGCUUCCUUCUCUGGGACCCUCUUUCCAUACUUCAGUUUUAGGUCAGAGGUUGGGUCCCUGACCAUCUGUCCCAUGAAGGGUACGUCUGAGAGGCUCUCUGUGCCCCUUAAUAAUUCUCUGGAGGAACCUAUGAGCCUCCCAGGGGCGGGGUUAAGCUCAGGCUCUACUGGUGAUGAAGUUCAAUCUCCACUACUGUCCUGAAACAUGGAGGCCAUGCCCCCUCACUGUCCCUGUCCCCUCACUGAGCCUUUCCCUGGAGAUGCCAACUCCCUGUGGCAAAGCCUCUGAGCUGAGCCCUGGAAUGCUGAAUGUUCCCUUCCUGCUCUGCAUGCAGACCCUUUGGUGUGUGGUUAUGAGAAUAGAGAAUAGUCAGUUCAUUCUUUUUGCAUAGGAGCAGGUUAUAAAAGUUGACUGAGCUGGUUUGGAAUAGGCUAUAUUUUGGUAUGGAAAGUUUUUUUUGUAAUGAAAAAUAUUUCAUGAACUCGUUAUAGUGUUUGAAUAGGAAAGAGGGUUAGGGGCUAAAUUACCCUGCAGGUUUAGGUGGAGUUUCCUUUAUCCAUCUGGAGUUUGGGCAGAAGAAUGCAGAGGCUGAGGGUAGUUCCCAAAUCCAUUUUGGGGGUUCUUCACUAUCUGACCAGAAAAGUUGGCCAUCCAAAGUCUCCAGGAAAAUGGAUGGCUGCUGGACUUUUAGGAGGAGAAGAGUCUAAUAUUCUACUCUCUCUAUUUCUUUUUCUGGGAUGGGUGGAACACUUGUUUUUUCAAACCUCAGUAAAUUUCUGUUACCUGUGAAAAACCUGUGCUGUGUUAAUUUAGUGAAUGAAGGAGAAACAUCUGGGCUCCCCUUUAGUGUGAGCAAGGUUUCAGUCAUCAAUGUAUUGCUUCUUGGUACUUCCAAGUCCAAUGGUAUGGUUAAUGCAAAACCACAGCAAAGAAAAGGAAGCAGGACUUUGGGGGAAUGAAGGUGCAUUCAUUCUGCCAGGCACAGAGCUCUGACUUGCUAUGGUUCUCACUAAAUGUGGAAGACCUGGAGCAAGAAAUAGAAGAAAGAAGACGAUCAAUUCUGACCUGUGGCCAAUUACAGAAAUAAGGAGUGAAAUAAAAGCUUUGUAUAUUUUUUCUUUCUUGUUGUAAGUGUAUGUUUAUUUGUAUAUAUUAACCAUUUUCUUUUUCUUUCUUCUUACCCUUCUGCUUUUAUGUAAGUUGUUGGAGGUUAUGUAUAGUAUAGUCUUUAGGUAUCAGACUAGUCAAUGGGGCUAUGAAUUUCAGGAACUUUGCAAUAUAAAUAUAGCAAUGUUUGAUACAAUGACUGGGACUUUCUGUGUCGACAUUUUGGGGAAAGGGUGAGAAUUUCUUCACUUGUAAGGGUAGCUUUGUCUUGAUGCAUGAAAAUGUAAUUUUUAUAUGAAAGUUCAAAUUUGGUAAAUGGUUCAUAUUGAAGCUGAGUAGCCAAAGGUGUGGACUGUGUCCAUUAUCAAUUUAUUGCCUCUUGGUUCCAAAUCCACCCCACAUUUGCCUUGUUUUGUGAUCCUGGAGCUGGAACCUCCUCCCCCAAUUUCUUCUUUGCCAUUUGACACAAUGUAGUUAGACUUUGACCCCUUUGCACUGCAGGGGGUGCUGUAGGACAUGGCAGAGGAAGCAGAUUCUUUUCUUGGGGGUGCUUUUCUCCUUGAUCCUGUGGGGUGACUGUCAGUGGCCUACAGAAAGCCCCCCAAUGUUCUCCCAUCUUUUGGUGAAUUUGACAUUGCAGCAGUCUGUUUUCCAGAGGAUAACUUUCUCAGGGAUCUAAGCAGCACCCCAAUGGGUGGUUUCCUGCCCACCAGCCUUGGCCUGUGGCAUGUCAGUGGACUUCUUCACCUUUCGGAGGGCUGCGGUCCCAUCCUGACUAAUAAGCUCUGAAUCUGCCUUUUGGUGGGGGUCGUCUCCCAAAUAUCUGACUCUUGUGUCUUCUGCCUUAACUCUUGAGUUAGUGUCUGUUUCCUGUAUCUGCUUUUUCUGUAUCCCUUAGAGCUUUCUUUGACUGCUACCAGUAGUUAACUACUAAAACUACCUUCUGCUAGUUAAUAAUUUUUUAUAUAAAAAUUUCCCUGUUCAAAUUACUGAUGUAGUUUCUGUCUCCUGACUGGACACUGAAUCUAAACAU
Molecule: messenger RNA, 3511 nt
Organism: Phyllostomus discolor (pale spear-nosed bat)
Lineage: Eukaryota; Metazoa; Chordata; Mammalia; Chiroptera; Phyllostomidae
Product: butyrophilin subfamily 3 member A3-like
Exons: 8
Coding region: 1-1572 (523 amino acids)
Biological process (GO): T cell receptor signaling pathway; regulation of cytokine production
Cellular component (GO): external side of plasma membrane
Molecular function (GO): signaling receptor binding
Source: RefSeq, a predicted model, not a curated record